Molecule: messenger RNA, 2256 nt
Organism: Trichoplusia ni (cabbage looper)
Lineage: Eukaryota; Metazoa; Arthropoda; Insecta; Lepidoptera; Noctuidae
Product: leucine-rich melanocyte differentiation-associated protein-like
Exons: 6
Coding region: 763-1737 (324 amino acids)
Biological process (GO): melanocyte differentiation
Molecular function (GO): protein binding
Source: RefSeq, a predicted model, not a curated record
AGGGUAAAGGAUUGUUUGCGACUUUUGCAAGACUUUUCUCUAAAGAGAGAAAUCUCUUUUAUUAACGACACUGCAUGUGUAUUGUGUAUUAUAUUAUUAUCAUCAUAAGUGGUAUCCACAGUACUUCAUUUAUCAGCAUUUGAUAUAGACACUUAAGAUUGUUAUCAAUUAACCAGUAAGUGAUUGGUUACUGAUACUUCAUUAACAAUUAUUAUCUUCAAUUAUGAUAGGCGCUUGUUACUAAAAAUAUAUCGAGUUAAGUGUUUAUUUACAUGCACAACAGUCUAAAUACGUGUCUAAAAUGUACUGCGCCUGGUCUGAAGUUGAACGCAAAAUAAACGUAGGAUAGAAACAUACCCUCGAGGCGUCGAUGCAAACUUAAAAUAUUAAACGUCGAAAAUAUGCUUUCUGCUCGAUAUUGAAUUUGAAUUUGAGAAAUUGCAAGAUAUAUUCACUAUAUUCAAAGACCUUGUCACUAAAGUGAACAUGAAAAGCGAUCUUGCUGAAAGGUGCACUACUAAUCGAGUUAGCCAUAGUGACAUAAAUACGAUGAAUUGAAGAAAAGCGGCAUAUUCUUUCCUUUCUCACAAGAAACUAGGUAUUGGGAAAAUAGACAGGCAAUUAGUUGGUUCAAUUCAGUGAAAAAUGAUACACAUUUACGAAAAAAGUGAAACUAAGUAAGUGACACUACAUAUAGCAACAAUAUGUGGUGUAAACUAUUGGUGAAGCUACACACUCGAAGAAUUUAGUGAAACCUACAAAAUGCCUUCUCAUAUUCAAACCAUGUCCAGAGCACUAAAAAACAAUAUGAACAAUAUCUUAAAUACGGGUCUGAUAUUCCUUACGUUUUUCGAAACGUAUUUAUUUCCCUUUUCUAUUAUAAAAUGGUUUAUGGUCAUAAGAAAGUACAGGAGCGUAAUUACUCGGUUAAGUGCAAUCGAGGAAUCAAAUGAGGUUGUGAAAUCAAAACUUAUACAUAAGCUGAUGCUAGUGACAACUGAGAAGUGUAUGCUUUCUAGUGACAAAUCAGUAGAAAGGAUUUCACACGUGUAUAUGUUAAUAGAAGCCGAGGGAAUUCAGUUAAGCUACUGUGGCCAAGAAUGUAGAAGAAUACCUCCUGCUCUACAAACAAUGUAUGGGGCUAAAGUCAAAUGUUUAGAUUUAAGUUAUAACAGCAUCGAGACACUAAAGGGCUUGGACCAGUUCGGAAGAUUGGAAGAACUCAUAUUGGAUAAUAACAAACUCAAUGACGCAAUAUCAUUUCCGUAUUUAGCUAGCUUGAAGACUCUUUCGCUCAACAAUAAUGAGAUAGUUGACCUCGAAGAACUGAUCAAUAAAAUAAGCAAGCGUUUCCCGUCCCUAACUUACUUGAGUUUGCUGAGCAACAAAGCCUGCCCAAAUCAGCUUUCAGAUGUUGAUAAAGACGAUUCAGACUAUCAGCGAUACAGAUAUUUUGUUAUACAUAUGCUGCCAAAUUUGCGGUUUUUGGAUUCCCGCCGCAUUUCUUCUGAGGAACGAAAGGAAGCGACUAUUAGAGGCGAGUUUAUGCGUGUGCGGCGACCACCCACUGAUGUGUGCGACGCGUCACCGGUGCAAGCUAAGGUGACGCCCGGCAGGGCUCUACCAGUGGACUUCGCAGCGUUGGGCAAACAUAGAGGUGCCUAUGGUAAAUGCAAUUACAAAUAUACUGGCAAACAUUCAGAAGGAAAUCGUUUCAUUGUGAAUAGUGACUUAUGACCGCAUUUCGCUAUGCGAGUGCUAUGUUGUUAUAGUAUUAAGGGUAAUGUAUUGUUGGUAAAUGUAUUAGGUAAAAAAUAUGCCAUUUAGUUUUUAAUACGCCAUAUUUUAUUUGUAACUGUACCUACAUAUUGUCUCAUAACUCGUCACAAUUGCGAAACGCUAUAUCCAUACAUUGAAAUGAUCUAAUAAUGAUCUAACGUUACAGCAAAUUAUAUCACAUUAGAGGGUAGUGUUGUACUUCAAAUGGUCAUUCAUUACCCAUGUCUUUCGUACUCAAAUAUUAGCUGUAAGUCCAAAUACUAUUUGUACAUUCCAAAAUAUUUUUAGAUUGGUAUUAACAGGUAGAGUUUAUGUAAAUGUAUAAAAAUCUUCAAUUUGAAUCGAUGCAAAGUCAGCCGAAUUAAAUCAAAAUCUCAUGUAAGAAGUCUGGUUAUACUGCCAUUAAAACUGUUUACUUUUGUUGUAUUUUUAAGAAAUAUUGUUCAUAUCUUUUAAAUAAAUCUUGUUAAUACUGUA